AUGAGGAUAUUUAUACGAGUUGGAAUAAUUGGAGCCUUUUUACUGUUGAUGUACUUAAUGAUUUCUAUGAGUGGGAGUUGGAGAGUAAAAAGGUCUUUUCCGGAAGGAGUCACUGAUCAGAAAGUUGUGAGUGGAAAACUGGACAGGAUUGAGCAGACUCUAAAUAAGCUAGCAAAGCUAGUAGAGGAAUAUGGCCAGAAGAAAUUCACUGAAACAGAUCCCCUCGACGUUGACCAGGAAAAAGAAGAAAAACAGCAAAAACCUGUGAUUCCAAAACUAUACCCAGACUCCUACCUGUUCACAAGUUGGGGAGAUGAUCUGUCACAAGAGGAGCAGAAGGAGGCUGAAGCUCUCUUCCACAUUUAUGGAUACAAUGCCUUCCUUAGUAACCGGAUCCCACUCAACCGGAAACUUCCAGAUUCGAGAGAUUCCAGAUGUCUGGUGAAGAAUUAUCCUACAGACUUACCGAGCAUCGGUGUGGUGCUGAUCUUUGUAAACGAGGCUCUUUCUAUCAUUAAGAGGGCAGUAGAAAGCAUCAUCACCCACACUCCAAGGCACCUGCUCAAGGAGAUCAUUCUGGUGGAUGACCACAGUACUUAUAAUGACCUUGGGAAACCGUUAGACGACUACAUAGAUCAGAUUAACAAGGAAAGGCCUGGACUCGUAAAGAAAAUUUGGCAUUUGCAACAGAUGGGUUUGUCCCAGUCCCGGAUUACGGGCUGGGAGCACGCCACCGCUGAUGUCGUGGCCAUUUUGGAUGCUCAUAUUGAAGCUACACAAGGAUGGGCAGAACCUCUGCUGGCUAGGAUUAAAGCUGACAGGACUGUAGUGGUGUCCCCUGUAUUUGAUAAAGUUCAUUUUGAUGAUCUACAUGUAGAAAGAUACAUCCCAUCCUCUCAUGGCUUUGACUGGGCGUUGUGGUGCAUGUACGAGUCCUUCAGCCCUGACUGGUUGAUGAUGAGCGAUGAAUCACAACCUGGAAAGAGUCCUUCUGUUAUGGGAAUCUUUGCAGCAGACAGGGAUUUUCUGGGGGAAAUCGGUGGACUCGAUGGUGGAAUGACAGUUUAUGGAGGGGAAAACGUUGAACUGGGGAUUCGUGUGUGGCUGUGUGGAGGAAGCGUUGAGAUUGUGCCGUGCUCCCGGAUAGCUCACAUUGAGAGGGCUCAUAAACCUUACGCACCUGAUCUCGACCCAGCCAUGAGGAGAAAUGCAUUGAGGGUCUCAGACAUUUGGUUGGAUGAGUACAAGAGGAAUGUGUUUAUUGCCUGGAACAUUCCUCUUCAGGUUGGUUGCUCCACUUCAUACUCGAAAGUGGUGGAUGUUGCCAAAGCCAUUGUCAGUGCUGUGAAAGACCCUGAUGUUCUUGGAAAGACCUAUGUUUUAGUGGGUCCCAACCGUUACAUCCUUUACGACCUGGUGAAGUACCUUUAUAAAGUGUCUCGCACAAUUUUUGUGCCCUACAGUCUGCCUCGCCCAUUGUUCCACCUGGCGGCCAUUGUUUUGUCCAGUGUCCCACAUGACCCCUGGACAACUCCAGACAAAGUGGACAGGUUUCACAUAUCAGACUUGAAGUAUCCAGGACUUCCUGGUAUGGAGGAUCUCGGGAUCACUGCUUCCACCGUAGAACAAAGGGCGAUUGAGGUUCUGCGUCGUCACCGCCGGCGGCAUUACCGUGACCCUGACCUGGAGGAGAUAAAGCCACCCAAGACGGUCACCUUUUAA
This is a messenger RNA of Nematolebias whitei (Rio pearlfish), 1722 nucleotides long. Its product is annotated as probable polypeptide N-acetylgalactosaminyltransferase 8. Lineage: Eukaryota; Metazoa; Chordata; Actinopteri; Cyprinodontiformes; Rivulidae. The transcript has 11 exons. The record is from RefSeq and is a predicted model, not a curated record. Bases 1 to 1722 code for a protein of 573 amino acids. Gene Ontology annotation, cellular component: Golgi apparatus.